Messenger RNA from Leptopilina heterotoma, 1281 nucleotides. RefSeq names its product SH3 domain-containing protein C23A1.17-like. The record is from RefSeq and is a predicted model, not a curated record. Bases 38 to 985 code for a protein of 315 amino acids. The transcript is spliced from 3 exons. NCBI's taxonomy places the organism in Eukaryota, Metazoa, Arthropoda, Insecta, Hymenoptera, Figitidae.
GCCGUGUCCAUCGAAACGUGUUCAACAAUUGUAAUUUAUGAAUUCAGAUAAGAAUAUAAUCGCAUAUUGUGCUUGCUUGGAUAAUAAUUGUCAAUUUAGACAAGCACAAAUGGAAUAUAGACGGCAGAUGAACUUGAUCGAAAGACUUAAUAAUAUGAGAGGGAUAGAGUACAAUCCAGCUGAGCCGGGGUUAUUUAUUAGAAGAAAUCGCUGGGACCAAGGACCAGAAGCUAUUCCCCAGCAAGCAAUACAGGAAAAUAUUCCUAUCACUUAUGAGGAAAAUAAUAAUAUUACAAAUCAGGCUCCAUGGAUUCGCACAAGAACUCGUCCACGAAUCAUAUCAUCAGCACGUGUAGAACCAGUAGAGCAACAACUACAACCGGAACCAGCUCAACCAGUGCCUGCACCACGAGAAGUUCAACUUGUUCCGGUUGUAGUUGAACCAAUACCAGCACCGCGUGUUCUCCCAGUGCCUGCACCAGUAGAGCAACAACUACAACCGGAACCAGCUCAACCAGUGCCUGCACCACGAGAAGUUCAACUUGUUCCGGUUGUAGUUGAACCAAUACCAGCACCGCGUGUUCUCCCAGUGCCUGCACCAGUAGAGCAACAACUACAACCGGAACCAGCUCAACCAGUGCCUGCACCACGAGAAGUUCAACUUGUUCCGGUUGUAGUUGAACCAAUACCAGCACCGCGUGUUCUCCCAGUGCCUGCACCAGUAGAGCAACAACUACAACUGGAACAAGCUCAACCAUUGCCUGCACCAGUAGAGCAACAACUACUACCGGAACAAGCUCAACCAAUACCAGCACCGCGUGCCCCCCCAGUGCCUGCAUUAAGGCAAGGAUUAAGACGAUUACCACGACAAGGUAGAUUAAUAGGACCGCGACAAGUUGUUGAACCUGUGAAUAUGCUAGAACAAGCUCAACCAAUACCAGCACCGCGUGUCCCCCCCAGUGCCUGCACCACGACGUGCUAUUGAAAUACCCGCUCGUCAUCUCCGAGGAACAACCCGCCAACGAUUAUGUAAGGCUAUGAGGGUCUUUGCAACAGCGUCCUCUAAGAAAAGACGCUAGUUUACUCUUUUUUAUUUCGCUGCAUUCUAACUUUGCUUCUUUUCCUUAUUUUAUAUUUUUAUAUUUUUUUAAUUUCUAACGUUUGAUAUAAAGUUUCCACUAUUUCAGUUUAAUCUUUUUUACUGCAUGCAAACUUUGCUAUUUUCUUUUUUUUAUAUUUUUUAAUUUCUAACGUUUGAUAUAAAGUUUCCACUAUUUCAGU